Ilyonectria robusta is the source of this 1212-nucleotide messenger RNA. Its product is annotated as C6 finger domain-containing protein. The coding region runs from base 1 to 1212 and encodes 403 amino acids. Gene Ontology annotation, biological process: regulation of transcription by RNA polymerase II. Lineage: Eukaryota; Fungi; Ascomycota; Sordariomycetes; Hypocreales; Nectriaceae. Gene Ontology annotation, molecular function: zinc ion binding; DNA-binding transcription activator activity, RNA polymerase II-specific. The transcript has 2 exons. The record is from RefSeq and is a predicted model, not a curated record.
AUGGAUGGAAUAGACCACGACGGCCAUGAGCCAACUGAACCAGAGCGAAAGCGGCCAGCCAAACUGUUCCAUAAAAAGUCAAGGAACGGGUGCCAACAAUGCAGAGCCCGCCGCGUCAAGUGUAAUGAAGCAAAGCCCAUCUGCGGUGGUUGCCAACGACUUGAAUUGACCUGCGUUUAUGACCGCCAACGACUAGGCAACAAUGCGGCGACGAGUUCAUCGGCCAGAACAGAAACCAUGGGCGAUCCUCCCGAAUCCCGAGACCGGCGCAAACUUGAACUACAACUCUUCUAUCACUAUACAACUGAAACGGGCCCAUCACUUGCCGUCGACAAAGCAUCGUACGACUUAUGGGUAGCUCCUCUUCCCCGCUUAGCACUGCAGUCCGAUGCUUUGCUGUACUCAAUGUUCUCCCUGGCGGCUCUUCACUCGGCAAGUCAAGACGAGGCGAAGAAAGAUCACCACAUGAGCAUCUGCCACACGUACCUUGACAUGACUGUGCGGGAACACGCAAAAGAGGUGUCGCAGCUCAGCAAGGAAAAUGUGGACGCACUGUGCCUCACAUCGAGCAUGCUCCGUAUAUACUACUUCCUCACACUUCAAGAACGCUCUUUGCAACCAUAUCGACCACCAACAGAGUGGAUGAGAGCUACUGGAAGCAGUUCCGCGAUAUUUCGCCAGGCCUGGCCCAUGGUUAAAGACAAUCCCGAUUCAAUUGCCUUCCAGAUGAUCACGUACACCCCUGUCAUUAGAGACGUGGAAGCUAGGACGGGAGAAGAAAAUCGCCGAGGCUUGCUGCAUUUGCUGCGGCGCCAGGAAAGCCACGAGUUAGCUGAGAGUUGGGACGCGGAAGUGCAGGAAGCGUACGAGUCGACUCUGAGCUAUAUUGGUGGCAUCUGGAUCGCAAUGAACGACCACGAGCCACCGGCGGGAGUUGCCAGAAGACUCGUCAUUUUCCCGAUGCUAGUCAACAAGCGUUUUAUCGACCUGGUUGAAGAGCAGAGGCCGCGAGCGUUGGCGAUUUUAGCACAUUACUUUGCACUUCUCGCGAUGCUGCGCUGUUUUUGGUGGGUGGGAGAUGUCGGGCAACGUGAGGUUCACGCAAUCGCGGAGGUUAUGCCUGUGGAAUGGCAGGGCGCGAUGAGUUGGCCUCUAGAGAUUUUGGAACAGCAAAUUGUGUUUACUGGAGAGGAAGUGACAAGAACGAAAUAA